Molecule: messenger RNA, 340 nt
Organism: Lobosporangium transversale
Lineage: Eukaryota; Fungi; Mortierellomycota; Mortierellomycetes; Mortierellales; Mortierellaceae
Exons: 3
Biological process (GO): proteolysis
Molecular function (GO): aspartic-type endopeptidase activity
Source: RefSeq, a predicted model, not a curated record
AUGAAGCCUACAUUCUUUGUUGCUGGACUGUUGUCUCUAGGUCUUGCCUCACAGGCAGAGCUUAUGCGUAUCGAUCUCAAAAAAACCAAAAUGACACCUGCAGAGAAGAUGGAAGCCUAUUUAGAGGCAAGACCGUACCUAGCUCGCAAGUACUUUGGUUCAUCAUCAAAAGAGUACAUGUCAGAAGCUACUCAGAACUUUGGCUUCGAUGCCGAUGGAAAAUCAACCCAUGGCGUGCCUCUUUCCAACUACAUGAAUGCACAGUAUUAUGGCGAUAUCACUGUUGGCACGCCUCCUCAGACCUUUUCCGUCAUCUUUGACACGGGUUCAUCCAACUCUG